Molecule: messenger RNA, 8627 nt
Organism: Acanthopagrus latus (yellowfin seabream)
Lineage: Eukaryota; Metazoa; Chordata; Actinopteri; Spariformes; Sparidae
Gene: efr3a
Product: EFR3 homolog A (S. cerevisiae)
Exons: 24
Coding region: 554-2911 (785 amino acids)
Biological process (GO): protein localization to plasma membrane
Cellular component (GO): plasma membrane
Source: RefSeq, a predicted model, not a curated record
AACGUCUCCGUGUGAGUCCAACGAGCCGCGGCAGCCGUUGGACUCACCGACACGUUAGCUUCUCAAGCUAAUCCCCGUUUGUCUUGUUGUUGUUUUUGUUUUAACAGUCAGUGUUUGCUGGGUUGUCAGCUGGUGUCACGGCGGGCAGCUUCAGCCUGUUAAAGACGUGUCUUCAUGUGUCACCGUUCAGACUGAAAACAGCGUGUUUUAAUGUGCCGUGUCGGCUCGCGAACAGGUGAUUUUAACGUUACAUUCCGAUACCAGGUGAAGUGAAGCCAGCAGGAGAAGCUACAUGGAGGCUAACUGACAGACACAGGACCAAUCGGUGCUCGGCAUACGGAGGAACUGCGGUACAUUAGCACCAGGAUGCCAGCCGGUGGAUCCAAGUGGACUCUCUACCAGCUUUGGAUCAGGAUGCAUGAAUGGACCGGUGUAAACCUCAGCCUACCUAUAAAGAGUGUGUGGCUGCUGUGGGCCGCUGAGGCCGAGGUACAAACGCCUGGUGGACAACAUCUUCCCCGAGGACCCCAAAGAUGGCCUCAGUAAAUCAGACAUGGAGAAGCUGACCUUCUACGCUGUGUCGGCUCCAGAGAAGCUGGACAGGAUCGGUGCUUACCUGGCCGAGAGGCUGAGCCGAGAUGUGGUGCGACACCGCUACGGGUACGUGGUGAUAGCCAUGGAGGCUCUGGACCAGCUGCUGAUGGCCUGCCACUCUCAGAGCAUCAAACCCUUCGUGGAGAGUUUCCUGCACAUGGUGGCCAAGCUGCUGGAGUCCAGAGAACCGGACCUGCAGGUCCUGGGGACCAACUCGUUUGUGAAGUUUGCCAACAUCGAGGAGGACACGCCGUCCUACCACCGCCGCUACGACUUCUUUGUGUCCCAGUUCAGCGCCAUGUGCCACUCUACUCAUGAAGACACUGAGACCAGAACCAGGAUCCGAGUGGCCGGGAUCAAGGGGCUGCAGGGUGUGGUGAGGAAGACGGUGAACGACGAGCUGCAGGCCAUCAUCUGGGAGCCUCAGCACAUGGACAAGCUGAUCCCGUCCAUGCUGUUCAACAUGCAGGACAGCGAGGACCUGGACAGGGCGGGUCACCCCAGCACACCCUCAGUGGUGGGUCAGGAUGGCGAGGAGAACCCGGCGGCGCUGGCAGAGAGCUGCUUCAGAGAGCUGCUGGGCCGGGCGGCCUACGGCAACAUGAACAACGCCGUGCGACCCGUGUUGGUGCACUUGGACAAUCACCACCUGUGGGACCCCAACGAGUUUGCUGUGUCCUGCUUCAGAAUCAUCAUGUACUCCAUCCAGGCUCAGCACUCUCAUCACGUCAUCCAGCAGGUUCUGAACCACCUGGACUAUCACAACAAGACCACGCCGCGGGUCAGAGCCGGCAUCGUCCAGGUCCUGCUGGAGACGGUGGCCAUCGCUGCCAAAGGAUCCGUGGGUCCGACGGUGCUGGAGGUGUUCAACACUCUGCUCAAACACCUGAGGAUGAGCGUGGACUUCGAGCUGGGCGAGAGCUCGAGGAGAAACUCCAGCACCAGCGUUUCAUCCGGCCGCGGCGGCAAAGAGAGCGAAGAGAGAAUCGUCCAGAACGCCAUCAUCCAGACCAUCGGCUUUUUCGGAGGAAACCUGCCAGACUACCAGCGAGCCGAAGUCAUGAUGUUCAUCAUGGGCAAAGUGCCAGUGUACGGGACCCCCUGCCACACCUUGGACACCGUGAAGAUCGGGCAUCAGGGUACCAAGCGGAUCCAGACCAUGCUGCUCAGCUCUCUCAUCAUGGUAACCUCUGGCUUCAAGUCUAAGUCCAUGGCAGCUGCUCUGCCUCCUCCCUUCCUGGAUCCGCUCUUCUCCAUCUCCCUGAUGGAGGACAGCGAGCUGAGGCAGCUGGUGCUGGAGAUCCUGCACAACAUCAUCGACCGCCACGACAACCGCGCCAAACUACGCGGCAUCAGAAUUAUUCCUAAUGUCGCAGCGCUGAAGAUUAAAAGAGAGAAGAUUUCCAAGCAGGACGUUGCGUUCAUGAAGAAGCACGGCCAGCAGCUGUACCGUCACAUCUAUCUGGGCUGUAAAGAGGAAGAUAACGUCCAUAAAAACUUUGAGCUGCUCUUCACCACCCUGGCUAUCCUGACCAUCGAGCUGGCCAACGAGGAAGUGGUCAUCGACCUCAUUCGCCUUGCCAUCGCUCUGCAGGACAUGGCUCUGGCUAAUGAAGAGAACAUGCCGAUGUUCAUUCGCUGUGGCAUCAAUGCGUUGGUGGCGGCGUACCUCAACUUCCUGAGCCAGAUGAUCGCAAACCCUCCCUUCUGUCAGCACGUCAGCAAGGUGAUUGAGCUGAGGAACAUGGACGCUCCGUACCUCCUUCCAGAACACAUCUUCAGAGACAAGUGUCCAAUCCCUGAAGCUCUGGACAAGGAGGACAGACAGCUGUACUUCCAGACGGCCGACAUGGCCGAGUGUCUGGCAGGACCAGGAUACAACGCAGAGAGACUCUCCAUCCCGUACGUUCCCCAGGUCACAGAUGAAGACCGUCUGACCAGGAGGAAGAGUUUCGUGGACACAAUCUCCCUUCAAGUGGACAUCAUAUCCAACAGCCUUCCAGACAAGUCGCAGCUGGCUGAGGAGAUCACGUUCGAGACCCUGAAGAAAGCCAUCGAUACGACGGGUCUGGAGGAGCAGGAGAGGGAGAAGAGGCGUCAGGUGAUGGAGAAGUUCCAGAAAGCUCCAUUUGAGGAGAUCGCCGCCCACUGCGAGUCCAAGGCGAACAUGCUGCACGACCGACUGGCACAAAUCUUUGAACUAACGAUCAGGCCUCCGCCCAGCCCGUCCGGAGUGGUUUCCAUCUCAGCGGGACACACUCAGCACCAGUCCGUCCCCGUGUACGAGAUGAAGUUUCCAGACCUGUGUGUCUACUGAUCCUCACCACACACACACACACACACACACACACACACACACACACACACAACCCUCCGCUGAAAUAGCUGAAACACAAAAUGCAAAAUUUAAAAAUGCUGAGAAAGAACAACACGAGUACAAUCUUCUCCCGAGACGUCGGGGAAGCUGCCAGAAACAAAAUCAUCUUUUAAUUUGACCGGUUCAAAACAAAAAACACAAAAAAGCUUCUUAAUCACACUCCGAAUGUAGUUUCUGAUUCAGUCUGAGAGCCUCAGAAGUGACAACUGUUCCUCUGAACGCGACCGCUCUCAUUAAACUGAUCCGCUGCACUUUGAUGCCUGACUCACAUCUCUAAAACUGAACCGAGUCACUGAGAACGAACAAAAAAAAACAUAAAAACCCCACAUGAACAGUUCUUCACUCUUGAGAUUUCAGAGUGUUCAUUAUGAAUCCGUUGUUGCUUCCCAGCAUGCCUUCUGAUCGCAGCCUCUCAUCUGUGGUGUCACCAAAGCUUCACAUCCUGUACAGACGCUGUAGACUAAAACUAAACUCUCCUGUAGGACAGAUGAAAAGCAGGUUCAGGCUCAACACCUGAAGCUGGUUUUAAGCUCUAACACUCAGCUUCCGCCUGUUAACACCUGUCUGUUGUCAUGGUGACCAGUAGACGUGUAGGAGUGUGUUAGCCGUCAGCUCUAACAGCUGGAUUCACUUCAGAAGGCGGAUUAGUUUCAGGCUCGCUGCAGCACGGCUCGUCGCUCUGAUCGUCGCCGUUCAAUCUUUACAAUCUUUUGCUGUUUUUGAAAAUAACUUUUCGACAACCAGCUGUGUUUCACGUGGAGGAAUGAGACGAGAGCAAUACUUCAGAUUUGUCGGCCGGUCCAGAAUCUCAUGAGACAAAAAAAAAAAAAAACGCCAAAGAGAGUUUUGCUGAGGAGAAACUGCUGGCUCGUGGUUGGUGAUGUGUUUGUUUCAGGGGUUUUUAGAGGAUUUGUAAAGUUCACUUUCAUAAUCGAGGAAUGUUUUCUGUGUCGUUCUGCUGACUCGCAGUACAAACAGUAACGGAGAAACAUGAAGAUUUUCCAUUUCCAAGUUUCCUUUUUCUCUCUCGCUCUCCUCUGUGCUGGUGAUCAGCAAUAACAAAACUUAUUAAAACUCCAUAACAAAACAGUUUUUGAAAGGAAGAGAACGUCUCAGAAAUGUCAACAUAUCUUUUGGAGGAAACAGAAUCUCCAUCACCAGCCUGUCGAGUCUCGUGAUCAUCAUCAACACGUCACAGAGACACGGAACGAAAACUAACCCGUAACAUCCUGAAACAUUUGAUCCCUGUUAGACGUGAACUUCAUCCAGGGACGAAUAUGUAUGUUUAUGUAUCUUAAUCGCACUUUAUACCACUUCUCUCCGCCUGUUGAUGUCUUUAUGCAUCGAGCUAUGUAAGAUGAUGAUGAUGAUGAUGAUGAUGAUGAGGCGCUUCUGCACUUAAAACAUGCAAAAGACGCCUGAUCGGCCCCCUAGUGGAGGAACCAGGACCUGAACACAUGUGAACAAGUGUGAACAUCACCGUCCGGUGAUGUUCACACUUGUUCACGUGUGCUCGGGUCCUGUGACAGCUCUCAUCGGUGCAUAUCCACGUCGUUAAAGGAAUAAAUAACACAAUAUAUAAAGAAAGCUGUCUUAGUUUGUGGUACUGAAUGUAAAUGUAGCUCUUCAGCUGUCGGUGUGAUCAGAGUUCAUCCGGUACAACCAGCAGCUCCGUACGAUCCUCGCGGCUUCGCCGGCAGCUUCCUAAAAAGCCAAAUCAUGUUUUGUUGCCAAAGACAGAAUCUGUUCCGCGCUCCGUGUCUCCUCAAUUGGUUUUUGUUUUUUUUAGCAGUCACCACAACGGCUUGUUGUUUCUAAAAGAGGUGCAGGAGGCAUUUUUUUGGAACGAGAUCCUUCAUAUCUGGUGGAGCUGCAGCUGUGGUCUGUAAUAACAGAUGGUUAUCAGUGUUUCCUCUGAUCUGAGCUCAGAGUAGGAAGAAGAAUCCCUCCGCUCUCGUUUGGUCUCGGCAGCUGUGCGGAGAACGUCUCUGCUGCUGCUCGAGUCUGGGUGGAAGGUCGGUGUUGGCGUCUCUGUACAGAGUGAGAUGGUGAACGAUGGAGAAAUAAGAUUGAAUGAAACAAGAAGAAGAAGAAGAAGAAGAAGAAGAAGAGACUGUGGAGGACGUGGCGGCCGUGUUGUGAACGUUUCAGAUGGGUCGGUAUGUUAGAAGUGGUCGACGGCAGGUUGUGUUCCAGAGCGAUGAAGGUCUGUUUGAAAUCACCAACAUGAGCCGGAGGAGUUUAAACUUCUGGCUGCUGUUUGUUUUUUGAAGCGUGAGCAGCUUCUGACUUCAUUUCCACCUGUUAGUAACACACAGUCUGUGUCUGUACAUCACUGCUGGGUCAGAAUCAGGACAAGCGUUACCAGUGUUACAGAACUGACGGACUGGGUUAGCAGAGGUAGCAUCAGCGCUAACGAGCUUCUCCAUCACCUCCCUGCAGGGUGAGUAACGUUAGCCCAGUUAGCUUAGCUCCCGAAAACUGAGACAAAACAAUCAGUAGACAUUUAUUUGCUUUCCUGAAGUUUUUCAAUCGAAUCAGCUGCAGACGGUGAUAAACCAUCUUUGGUGGUGUUACACAUCACUAAACUAUGCAAAGAAUUAUGGGUAAUUGUAGGUCACAUUGGGCUGUUUUGAAAAAGCCUUUCAACAGUUUAAAGAGUUUCAGAGUGAAAUCAUCGUCGUGGUCGCUCGGGCCCAGCAGAGAAACAGCGAGUCUGAGCUGUGAUUACAGGAGCAGAUUCAGGUGGACAGCAGGUGCAAACGGAGUCUCUCCUCACGUCUUCUUCUGCUCCGUCAUGUUUAGCUUGUGACGUGUGGCUGCCGAUGAUUGGACCCAACGAGCCGGCACGAGAUUUGACUUUAAAGUUAGUUUGGUGGUAGCCGUCCUGCUCUAUGAACGAGUCGGUGUCGAGGGUUCGAAGCAGACGAGUUUAAAGGAAAUAAUAAAACCCUCUGAUAUUUUCCACAGUGUAACAUAAAAUCCUCCACUGAAGCAUUAAACUGAUGCGUUAAUCUCUCGUGCAUAUCCGUGCUGCAAUACGUCUUAGCUUUAAAUGCAAACUUAUGGUUUAAUAUCAUAGUAUCAUAGCUGUACUAAUAAAAAAAAAACAUGCAUUAUAUAAACUAACUGCAUGAUAUGUUCACGUCAUGUUCCCGACCCCUGAGCGGGUGAUGGGGAUAUAUUAUAUUAAAAAACUAAAUAUUCCAUCUAAACAAGUUGUUUUAUCGACUGAAUCCUGGAAUCAGAUUUUUCUUCUGAACCUCUCGAGACUUGUGAACAUCUGAUUCUGACGGUGGAUGGAUGAUUUGUUUAGAUGUGGCUGGAUCACUUCCUCUAUGAAUGUGUCAUUAUAGCAGUAUAUCAUAUAUUUUUGUACAUUUAAUGCAUCAUGUAUCGUUGCCUGGUAGAGAUUUAGAGAUUGGGAGGUUUAUUCUUGUUGAGAUGAGGCGUUCGCUGGUUUCUUCAGUUUGUCAGGUUUUUGUUUACUCCGACGGUUCAGGGUUUCAAAGGGAUCGUGCAGUUUUUCUUAUCGGUGCGGGAGAAAUGGUCUCUUACAUGGAAAUGUUACUUGAUUUUGUUUUUUAUCUUGGAAUCCAUCAGAUCAUUUCAAAUAUGCUGAAAAAAAUGAAAUGAAUAUUAUAUCUAUAGACAGAUGUGUUAUUUUUGCAAACGACAGAGAAGUUAAUCAGUGCAAUCUGCUAAUUUUAGCAUCUAGAUUAUUAUUAUUUUUUCUCUCCCAAGAAGUUGCAGCUUCCGAAGUGUCGGAUCUAAAAAUCCAUCCGGACGUUUUUCUGAUGGGAAAGACUCGACUCCAGAUUCACUGACGCUCCUGUGCAGAAACAUCUGCAUGAACAUGAAACUAGAUUAAAAAGAAGUUAAAAUGAUGCUUUUCUGCAUCGUAACUAAAUUAAAUGUGAACUCACAGACACGACUCACGUUGUUUAAGAUCAGUUUGACUUACAGGUUGAUUUUAUAGACGUCCAGACACGCCUGCUGACAGCUGUCGGCAUAAUUUUAAUGAGGUAAAUUAGACAACAUCAGCUCAUAGAGGCAUCAAGGUUCUUUAAAAGGUUUGAUUGUGACAAAACAUGUGCCAGAUCUGAACACAGACGCGAUUAAAAUCCUCUGAGAAAUCACAGAAAACAGAUGUCCCUCAUUACAACCAAACUUGCCUCAGAAUCAUCACGAUUUUAAGUUUAAUUCAGUGUCGAAGUCGUCCGGUGAGAGUUUUCUGUAAAUCACUGGCGUCGUUACAAACACGGACUGCUUACAGCCAAUUCAGCAUGAUCGGCCUUCAACACGAGGUCCUGACGGAUGAGUUGGUUCUGGUUAGUGAACCCACGUUUGUGAAUCUGGACCUGGAUCGUUCCCGAGCUGCAGCUUCUUCACUGACUGAUCAAUAAUGUUUCAAUCAGUUUGAAUGAUCCCAGAACAAACUGAGGUUUAGCUUGAUGCAGAAAUCAGUCUGUAAAUGAGUCGACGCUGCCACUUUUUAAUAAAUCAAUAUCAUGUCGAAUAGAUUUUAGCUCGAUCGGCAGCAGGUGUUAAAUUAAAAUGCUGACCCGUCACAAUAAGAUAUGACAUUGUGUUGCACUUUGAUCACUGUGUACUUGGUACUAUAGCAAAAAUGAAUGGGCACAGACUAACGUUUGGUACAGAACGAUCAUUAGAGGUGUUUUCUUUUUCUUUUUUUUUCCAAAUGUUCAAUUUGUGAAACGUUGUAUUCAAUAAUAACUUUAAGUGUGAAACUGUAAAAAAAAAUUCGUCCCUCUUGACUGGUGAUUAAAACUCUAAAUCAAGUCUUAAAGUCUUGAGAUGAAGACGAGAGUAGAUCUGCUGACCUGCCUUACUCACUGAAUGCUGGACACAAAAAAACUCCUUUAAAAAACACAAACGCGACUUUUCUUCACUUUUCACGAUGGACGUUUUUUUUCAGUUUAGCAGCUGAAUUCUGCAGAAAAACAAACAGAACAAACAAAAAAAAACAAACAAACCUGAGCUUCUGAUGUUUUCUUCUGUUUGUGAUGCGACAGUUUGUAUUUUUGUGCCAGUUUUAGAGAUAAAGGGUGUCGCGUCCGUGCUCGGCCUUCACGGUGACGGACGUUUCUUGUUUCUGCUAAAAGCUUGGCUUCGUUUCAAAACACACUGAUGAUUUUUAACCACUAGACGGCGCUGAGGUUCUGCUCCCGCCAGCUUAUGAUCUGGUUUCAGGUGUGAACGGCUCCACACGAGCAGACGUACGAAAAUGUAGACGAGAUCUGCAAAAUGUAUCAGUCUUUUCUCUGGGAAGAACUAGAGUCUGAAAAAAAAAGACCAUUUCUGAUCAGUCUGUUGGUUUGAGAAUGAUCGGCUGUUCUAAGCAUCAGGAGACGUUUCCUGUCGUCCAGCUGACAGCAGAAAAUAUUUUACAUUUUCUGAAUAUUGGCCGAUUGAUUAAAAGUGAUUACAAUCCUAAAAUAAUUGUCUUACUUGUGUGAACUCUCACUUGACCUAAAUUCAUCAGCACGUGUGAGAAGCUUCGAUCAUUUGUGGUAAACAGAACCGGUCCGGUCCGGCAGCAGCAGAACCUCAGUGUUUAACUACAGAGUCUCUAUUUAAUAGUAAACUGUGUGUUAAGAUUAAUGUUCCAGAAUAAAGUAAAAUGUUUCUAUCA